UAAUGUUUUGAUGUGAUUCCAGCUGCUGAGUUAGUUUCGUUAGUUGUGCAUAAAUUACUUAUAAAAUAAAACGUUCUCAAUAGUAUGGCGGCCCCAGUAAAUGCUGCGGAACUGCUGCAACAGGCACUCAGUUCAAACAUCAUUCCCAAUCAGGAGUUUCUACUACAAGGUUCCAUCCUAGACUCAGCUGCCGAAAAUUUGCUUCACCGAUUAAGAGGGCUUUGCGAUAAUGUUGAUGCGAGUCCGGAAACGUUCAGCGACAUAGAAAUGUGUUUCAGCCUUAAACUUCCCACCGAGAAGACGCCGGUAAUGACGGUUCGUGUGCGGCGAGCUCAAGACGUGGAUGCCCCACUGCAGCUACGAUACAUCGGGCAGCCGGAGUUAGGCGAUCGAACGCGCCCGACCCUGGUCAGAAGCAGCCUCGAUAUCGCCUGUACACCCCACGUCAUCGAUUUCCUCACCGAGAUGGGCUUCCGGUUGGACUUUGAGUACUCCACCAAAGGAUACAUGUUUCGCAAGGGUCGCAUGAAGAUAACGGUGUCGAAGAUUGUCAAAAACAUGACCGACCCAAUUUCCCAGAGCUACCUCGUCGAGCUAUCAGUGCUGGCACCGAAGGGUCAGGAUGCGAUUGCAGAAGAUAUGCGAAUAUUCGCCGAGCAGCUGAAACCCUUGGUACAGUUGGAGAAAAUCGACUACAAAAGGUUCGCCCAAAUGCCUUAAAAUUGGUUUCUGUAAAUAGAGGUAGGCAGCAUAUACAACAACAGAUUCAUCUUUUGUCAUGACUUCCAUCGAACCAUCUGUUUAAUUGAUUCCCUUGCUACGCAUUUGAAAAUUUUAAAACAACCAUUUCAAGUAACGAUCGAAUACCUUUGAACUUUUAUUGAUUCAAUGCAAAAAAUAUACUUCGUGGUUUCUCAAUCUUUUAGUUUUGUAAAAAAUAACAAUCGAAACAAAAAAUAUCACAAAUCAGUUGAAUAAAACAGAAACUAACA
This is a messenger RNA of Anopheles coustani, 992 nucleotides long. It is a transcript of the gene MED18, whose product is annotated as mediator of RNA polymerase II transcription subunit 18. The record is from RefSeq and is a predicted model, not a curated record. The transcript has 3 exons. Bases 85 to 720 code for a protein of 211 amino acids. Gene Ontology annotation, molecular function: transcription coregulator activity. Lineage: Eukaryota; Metazoa; Arthropoda; Insecta; Diptera; Culicidae. Gene Ontology annotation, biological process: termination of RNA polymerase II transcription; regulation of transcription by RNA polymerase II. Gene Ontology annotation, cellular component: core mediator complex; mediator complex.